UAUAAUAAAUUACCGCCAUGUCAGUUUAGGAAAAACUUAGUGUUUGUACUGUAUAAAAGUCGCCCUUAAACGGAGAAAGACAUCCAGGUGGUAUUCACAAAUGAGAUAAAACUAAUAUGAAGCACGCAGAAGAAGAGUGUGUUCAAAAAUUAACGGUGAAAAGACUCUUUCUCACCCGUGGAAAACUGAAAGCAUCAAGUCGCACAUCGGCUUUGAUGUCCGGUUUUGCCAUGGUAGCCAUGGUGGAAAUUCAGUUAGAACCAGGUAUACCAGAAGGACUUUUGAUAGCAUUCAGUGUGAUGACUACCAUUCUGAUCUCAGUUCAUGUCUUUGCACUUAUGAUAUCUGUCUGUAUUUUGCCAAACAUUGAUGGCGUGGCAAAUAUUCACCAACAAGGCACCCAAGUUGUACGUGAUUCUCCUCAUGAAAAACUUCACACUCACAUUGAAAUUGCAUGGAUUUUCUCAACUGGUCUUGGAACACUUCUCUUUUUAGCUGAGAUUGCUAUACUCUGUUGGGUGAAGUUUUACAAUUACAGUAAGCCUGCGGCAGUGGCUGCUUCUGUGGUAUUAGUACCUGUAUGCAUUGUGUUUGUAUGGUUUGCAGUGCACUUUUACCGGUCUCUUGUCCAACACAAGUAUGAAAGAUCAUUUCAGGGAAUUGAAGAACUUCAACAGAUUGCAAACCAACUGCACACAGAUACAGGGACAGCACCAAGCUCACCAGCAGCCAGUCCAUUUCCUAAUCACCGGGUUUGAGAUAGUUUUAUGGCACACACCCAGUGUGUUAUGCUUUUUAUUGCCAUGCUCCUUUUUCUUACUGCACCUCCCAAAAUCUAACUUGCAAUCCUCCCCUUUGCUGCUUCUAUUUUCCUUGUAAAUUGAUAAAAUAAUUUUUAUCCCAACUGAAGAUAAUACCCUCUAGCUCAUAUGUUGUGUUUCCUUGUAACCUUUUUUCUGGAUAAUCUAUUGAAACUGUAAAGGGACAGGACAUGAUAAUCAUUUUUGGAGGGAUAAGUUACAAAUUGGUGUAAAACAAUAGAAACUCCCAGAAGUGAUGAACAUAUUACUUUACCUUAUAAUAUUCACACAU
This is a messenger RNA of Pocillopora damicornis (cauliflower coral), 1092 nucleotides long. Its product is annotated as calcium release-activated calcium channel protein 1. Gene Ontology annotation, biological process: store-operated calcium entry. The record is from RefSeq and is a predicted model, not a curated record. Lineage: Eukaryota; Metazoa; Cnidaria; Anthozoa; Scleractinia; Pocilloporidae. Gene Ontology annotation, molecular function: store-operated calcium channel activity. Gene Ontology annotation, cellular component: membrane.